Messenger RNA from Scheffersomyces amazonensis, 1698 nucleotides. Its product is annotated as MFS transporter. NCBI's taxonomy places the organism in Eukaryota, Fungi, Ascomycota, Pichiomycetes, Serinales, Debaryomycetaceae. Gene Ontology annotation, biological process: xenobiotic detoxification by transmembrane export across the plasma membrane. Gene Ontology annotation, cellular component: plasma membrane. Gene Ontology annotation, molecular function: xenobiotic transmembrane transporter activity; fluconazole transmembrane transporter activity. The coding region runs from base 1 to 1611 and encodes 536 amino acids. The record is from RefSeq and is a predicted model, not a curated record. The transcript has 2 exons.
AUGCACUAUAGAUUUAUGAGAGAUUCCUUUGUUGGUAGAGUAGUCUACCAUCUAUCAAAGCAUAAGUAUUUCAGUCAUAAAGAAGAACAUCCAGAUUAUGUGAUACCUGAAAAAUAUCUUGCCAAUGAAGAUAUACCGAAUGAUUCUAGUGCUAGUUCAUCAUCUAGUACUACUCAAGUUGAAGAUCCAAGGAUCGUAGUUACAUGGGAUGGUGAUGAUGAUCCUGAAAAUCCUGUUAACUGGCCAUUUUAUCAAAAGGCAUUCUUUACUUUCGAAAUUGCAUUCUUAACUACCGCUGUCUACAUGGGUUCUGCUAUCUACACUCCCGGUGUAAAUCAGAUUAUGGCUGAAUUUAAUGUUGGUCAAACUGUUGCUACUUUACCUUUGUCAUUGUUUGUGAUCGGUUAUGGUAUUGGACCAAUGGUUUUCUCUCCAAUGUCUGAAAAUGCCAUUUUCGGAAGAACUUCAAUUUACAUUGUCACUUUAUUUCUCUUUUUCAUAUUGCAAAUUCCAACUGCCCUUUCAAAUGAUAUCGUUUCUUUAUGUAUUUUAAGAUUCUUGGGUGGUAUAUUUGCAUCUCCAUGUUUAGCUACAGGUGGUGCCUCCGUAUGUGAUGUUUUAUCAAUUCCUUAUGGUCCUGUUGGUAUUGCCUGUUGGGCUUUAGGUGCCGUUUGUGGUCCAUCGUUCGGUCCAUUUUUUGGUUCAAUCUUGGUUGUCAAGGGUGACUGGAGAUGGACUUUCUGGUUUUUAGCUAUUACUAGUGGUUCAACUUUGUUGGUCCUUAGUUUCCUUUUACCUGAAAGUUAUGGUAAGACUUUACUUACUAGAAAGGCUAAAAGAUUAAGAGCACUUACCGGUAACGAUUUAAUUACUAGUGAAGGUGAAAUUGAAAAUGCAAGUUUAACUGCUACUGAAUUAGCUAUUGAAACAUUAUGGAGACCAAUUGAAAUUUCAAUUGUUGAACCUGUUGUCUUAUUAAUCAAUAUCUAUAUUGCUUUAGUUUAUUCCAUCAUGUAUCUUUGGUUCGAAGCUUUCCCAAUUGUGUUCUACGAAAUUCAUCACUUCACAUUAAUUGAAAUGGGUCUUACUUAUAUGAGUAUUGUUAUUGGUAUUGGUCUUGCUGCAUCCAUUUAUAUUCCUGUCAUUUAUAGAAUCUUUACCAUUCCUAUGAAGAGAGGUGAUGAUGUUGCUCCUGAACUUUUUAUUCCUUUAGCUGCGGUUGGGGGUAUUUGUAUGCCAGUUGGUAUUUUCAUCUUUGGUUGGACUUCAGCUGCUGAUCUUCCUUGGAUUGCUCCAUUAAUUGGGGGAGCAAUUUAUGCAGCUGGAGCUUUCCUUAUUUUCCAAACAUUAUUUAAUUACUUGGGUAUGUCAUUCUGGAGAUAUUUGGCUUCAGUAUUUGCUGGUAACGAUUUAUUCAGAUCAGUUAUUGCUGGUGUAUUCCCAUUAUUUGGUAGAGCAUUGUUUGACAAUUUAAAGACUGAAAGAUUUCCAGUUGCUUACGGUUCUACUAUUUUAGGAUGUAUUACUAUUUUAAUGCUCCUUAUUCCUGUUUUGUUUUAUGUCAAUGGUCCAAAAUUAAGAGCCAGAUCAAAAUAUUCUGGUUCGGGUUAGUUUUUUAUAGAGGGGUUAAUUAUUGUUUCUUGUUAAUAGAAGUUCUUUAUAGAGUUAGAAGAAUAAUCAUUUAAUUUAAUAUCUACA